AUGAUUGAUGCUUCUGUGCCAUUCAAUGCAGUUAAUUCUGCAUACUUUCAACCUAUGAUUAAUUCUGUUUGUGUCAUGGGUUCAGGGUAUAAAGCUCCAAACUUUUAUAGAGUUCGUGGUUUCUUAUUGAAUAAAUGGGUUGAUGACACAAAGAAACUUGUUGAGAGUUAUCGUGAAGUGUGGAAGCAAACUGGUUGCACUCUUAUGGCAGACGGGUGGACUGAUUGGUGUAGGAGGUCCCUUAUUAAUUUCUUGGUCUAUUGUCCUAAAGGCACUGUUUUUCUCAAAUCAAAUGAUGCUUCUCAGUAUUCAAAAACAGCUGAAAUGCUUUUUAAGCUCUUUAAGGAAGUUAUUUUAUAUAUUGGCCCUGAAAAUGUUGUUCAAGUUGUGACAGAUAAUGCUGCAAACUAUGUUGCUGUUGGCAGGUUAUUAGAGGCUGAGUUUCCCAAGUUAUAUUGGUCUCCUUGUGCUGCACACUGUGUUAAUUUGAUGUUCCAAGACAUUGGGAAGCUAGAGGAAGUAGCAGAGACUGUGUCCCAAGCUUCUAAUAUUACCAAGGACAUUUAUAAUCACUGCUUUGCAUUGAGUUUGAUGAGAAAGCAUACAGAUAAUAGGGAAAUUCUUCGUCCAGCCCCAACUCGCUUUGCUACUAAUUUUAUUGCAUUUCAGAGUAUUUUGGCUCAAAUGGAAGUGUUAAGAGCCAUGGUGGUAGAUAAGGCAUGGACAACCUCAACCUAUGCUAGAGAUACCGAGGCAAAGAAAUUUGUGGAGCAAGUCUUAGAUUCUGGGUUUUGGAAGAAAUGUGCUGAUAUUGUGAAUCUAACUGAGCCACUUGCUAGAUUGUUGCGUCUUGUUGACAGUGAAGAUAAACCUGCCAUGGGUUUUCCUUACCAAGCUUUUUACAAAACUAGAGAGGAGAUGGUGAAGAGGUUCCAAAGAAAUAAGAAGAAAGUGGAGCCUUACUUGAAAAUCAUAGAUAGUCGUUGGGAUUCUCAGCUUCGUAAGAAUCUUCAUGCUACAGGUUAUUGGUUAUAUCCAGGCUGUCGGUUAAAUCGUGAUGAACUUGAUAAGCAUGAGUCCACAAUAUCUGGCCUUUUAGAUGUCAUUGAUAGGUAUUCUUCUGGAGAUAUUAAGUUGAAUGAUAGGUUGACAAGUGAGAAGAGAUUAUUCAAAGAUCCUGAGUUAGAUUUUGGAAGAAAAAGUGCUAUUCGUGAAAGAAGUAAAGUUAUGCCAGAUCAAUGGUGGGAAUCUUAUGGAUGUGGCACACCAAGUUUGCAAAAGAUGGCUAUCCGUAUUUAA
Lotus japonicus is the source of this 1299-nucleotide messenger RNA. RefSeq lists its product as uncharacterized. Bases 1 to 1299 code for a protein of 432 amino acids. Lineage: Eukaryota; Viridiplantae; Streptophyta; Magnoliopsida; Fabales; Fabaceae. The transcript is spliced from 2 exons. The record is from RefSeq and is a predicted model, not a curated record.